Neurospora hispaniola is the source of this 432-nucleotide messenger RNA. RefSeq lists its product as uncharacterized. Bases 1 to 432 code for a protein of 143 amino acids. The record is from RefSeq and is a predicted model, not a curated record. NCBI's taxonomy places the organism in Eukaryota, Fungi, Ascomycota, Sordariomycetes, Sordariales, Sordariaceae. The transcript is spliced from 3 exons.
AUGAAGUGUGGCAUCUUACUCUCAUUUUCCUCUCCUGCUCAGUUGAGGGCAAAAUACCCGCCCACGAAAGACAAACAGCAGUCCAAGCCUACAACCCUCAACGGACCUCCAGCUCAGAAUCCACACCAAUACGUACAAGUAGGAAACGGCAACUUUGCCUUUGGCGCCGACAUCACCGGCCUUGGCCUACUUGCAGCCCAGAACGACAUCUUCCAGCGGCUUGUACCGAACCCUCCGCGGAUCAACCCAAGGUACAUCGGAUUUCCCUUUCCCGACGAGAAGAACGAGAACGUCACAGAGGCAGACCUGGAGAAGACGACGCAGACACUCGAUAUCGGGUCAGGGAAUGCUAAGCUCGCUCUUUGUCCACAAGGAGUUUCCCGUCUCGGUAAACAUAUCAGCCGAUCCAGACUCCUGACACCGUCUCGAUAG